AUCACAUUUAGUUUAUAUUAAUGUUGGCAAUUUGACAUCUACAUUUUUUUCAGUGAUAAGGUACCUUUCAUGCACAUUAUAAGAUUUAUUACUUGCUAUUCCUGAAAUGAAUGAAUUUCAUUUGUCAACUCCAUGGGCUGAUGGGUGGCAGUUUGAUCGCAAAUGUUACAGUCUUCCCAACCACUAUGAGCGCUGCAGCUUAUCAGAUCAACUCAAGUGGCCUGCAUUGCUGUUAAAAAGUACCACAAGAGAAAAUGAUGCAUUCCAGCCUUCUUCUGCUGCUAUUUCAUCACAAAAGAACAAUAGACAAAACAUUAGUCAUGAAGUCUUCCAUGAAAGGUUGAGAUCAGUGAAGCAGUGGUUUGAAGAAUUCUCAGAUGUGCAGCGCAACAGACUCCUAUCAGAAAUUCUACCAAACUGCAAUGGCCGUCAGUUACACCUCCUCUCAACAUGGUUGUGUGGUGAUGGCUAUGUGACAGUUGAAAGUGCUGACACUUGUACACCUGCUGGCAAUGAUCAGCCAGAAAGUGGAGGCAGUGAUAGUUCAACAGAUGGCCACAGUGACACUGACAGCCUGAAUGUGGGUAGCAAUAAUGAUGAAAUGGCUUCUCGCAGUCAUGGUCCUCCAGGGUCAUGCCGUCUCCAUCUUGGGUGUCCCCCCAAUUGCCAAGAUCCUCUUUCUGUCCUGCCAGUGCAUAUUUCUUUCUCCAUUCUCUCCUACCUAGACCCGCAGAUGCUGGCCAGAGCUGCAGAAGUUAGCAGAGUGUGGCGAUGGAUGUGCAAUAGUCCUGUAUUGUGGCACCGCCUUGCCCUGCUGCCCAACUGGCGGUUGUCUCCUCUAGACCACAGCAAGCAGCUCGCCAAGCACACCAGUGACGCCGUCAUCAACUGGAAGGAGGUGGUGGUGGAGAGAUGGCGCGUGCGGCGCAACUGGUUGGGCGCUCACUGCCACGUCAGGACUUUUGCUGGCCAUUCAGAGGGCGUUACAUGCGUCCAGUUUGACAACAACAGAAUUGUGUCCGCCUCCCAUGAUAAUACAAUCAAGGUUUGGAGCAUGCGCACCAACAGCCAGUGGCCAGUACAGACACUGGUUGGGCACUCAGGCCGAGUUCGCUGCUUGCAUCUGAGUAACAACAGACUCGUGUCAGGGGCAGCUGAUGCCACCAUAAAGGUGUGGGAGGUGGUGGAGACGAGUGAGUGGUCCUCCAUCGUGUGCCGCGUCACCAUGACUGGCCACACCAACACCGUCCGAUGCCUUCAGGUGUGUGGUGACGACACGGUAGUGAGCGGAUCAUACGACCACAGCGUGCGAGUGUGGAGCCUUCCCUCAGGCGUGUGCCGGCAGACGCUCUUAGGCCACACGGGCGCCGUGCUGUCGCUGGCUGUUGUCGUGCCUCUCAAGCUCAUCGUGUCCGGUGGUGGUGACAACGCAAUUAAGAUGUGGGGGCUGGAGUCUGGCGAGUGUCUACGGACUUUACACGGCCACACGGACGCCGUGACGUCGGUGUGUGCAGACACCCAUGGCAUCGUGUCAGGGUCUCUGGACUCUACCAUCCGCUCAUGGGACGUCCUCACGGGCAAGUGUCUCUGUACCGUCAACUGGAUCAGCAGCGAGGGACACACUGGAGUGGUACGCUGUGUUGCUGCCGACGAGUGGCGCGUUGUGAGCGCCUCAGAUGAUAAGACAAUUAAGGUGUGGGAACGUCACUCUCUGAAGCGGCUGGUGACGCUCAGGAACCACACAGACGGCGUCACCUGCGUCGCCUUCAAUGAGUUCUUCAUCGUCAGCGGCUCUUAUGACAAGACAGUCAAGCUCUGGGAUUUUUCCGCCUGCUAAGAAUCUGGGACUUCUAUAUUCCUGCUGAGAACGUGGGACUUAUUUGCCUGCUGAGUACCUGAGAUCUUCUUGUCUGCUGAGUACCUGGGACCUCUAUUCCUGCUGAGAAUUGGAAAUCCAUAAGUGAAAUGACUCCUAAUUCCAAUUGAUUUAGUUAUCAUUUGUUGUUUUUUACGCACCUGCUUUAUUUUUAGUUU
Hyalella azteca is the source of this 2034-nucleotide messenger RNA. RefSeq names its product F-box/WD repeat-containing protein pof1. Gene Ontology annotation, molecular function: ubiquitin binding. The coding region runs from base 107 to 1837 and encodes 576 amino acids. Gene Ontology annotation, biological process: proteasome-mediated ubiquitin-dependent protein catabolic process; ubiquitin recycling. The record is from RefSeq and is a predicted model, not a curated record. Gene Ontology annotation, cellular component: cytoplasm; nucleus. The transcript is spliced from 11 exons. Lineage: Eukaryota; Metazoa; Arthropoda; Malacostraca; Amphipoda; Hyalellidae.